Penicillium cinerascens is the source of this 240-nucleotide messenger RNA. RefSeq lists its product as uncharacterized. The record is from RefSeq and is a predicted model, not a curated record. The coding region runs from base 1 to 240 and encodes 79 amino acids. The transcript has 3 exons. NCBI's taxonomy places the organism in Eukaryota, Fungi, Ascomycota, Eurotiomycetes, Eurotiales, Aspergillaceae.
AUGGGCGACGAACGGCGGAAAUGGUGGCAUCUAGUCUAUAAGGCGGAAGUUAGGCAUGGGCUUAGCAAAGAAACGAUUGUUAAAGUCGAGGAUAUGCUCGCUAUAGUUGCAACCGAAAAGAAGCUCUGCUUCGAUCGACGCCCGAAAGCCACUAUAUAUAUUGAAGAUAUGGCCGAAUUUGCCCGAGUGAUCCUGACCACUACGGAGAUGACUUUCCUUUGUGGUUGGUAUCGUGUUUAG